CAGGUUCGAGAUGCCGCGUCUUUAAAUCUCAAGCAACUGCACAUUGAUUCCACAUUAUUGUAAUCCUGUAACAGCCAAUCAAAAUGUGGUUUGAGGUUGGGCAUAACUUACCAUAAUGUAUUCGUCCGCAGUGUGUCGUUAAUAUAGAGACAAUUACAAGUGUACGGGAUAUGUAUGCGGUUCGUGAAAAGUAACUUCAUGUGGUUAUAAUUAUCACCACUUUGUGUGAUUAUGCGUUUACCACUUCUAAUGGUAUAAUAAUUGACGCCUAUAAUAUACAGUAUCCCACCAUGCCAGAAACGGAGUUAUACGACAACUACCUAGUGAGCGUAGCUCCCCCUCAACCCAGCGCGGAGGAUGAAGGCGGGGUGGUGUACACGCCUCCUCCACUAGUCAACGGGACCUCCUGGCGGAUCCCAGCUCAUAAAACCCUGGUGGUGUCACUACGGCAACAGAAUCACAUCAAGCCCAUGGUCUGUGCUGCCUUCUUAUGUAUCUUGGCCGUCAUUGCCAUAGUUCUGAUUUUCAAUGCUUUAUUUUCACAGCCGAGCAAAAGCCUGAAUUCAAGUAUUCAGUUUCCGGAGUCUAACAUCCCGGUCACCCUGGAGGGCAUAUUACCAGCCCAGUGCGGCACCAGGCCAGCAUAUCAGGCCACCAAGAGAAGGAAGCGGAUCGUGAAUGGUGAUCUAUCCUCUGAGGGCCAAUGGCCCUGGCAGGUGGCGCUGGAGUAUAAAGGGAGGUACAGGUGUGGUGGAGUGGUGAUUGCUAGUGACUGGGUCGUGACUGCUGCACAUUGCAUGUACAGGGAACAAGGUUGGCAGCGACUCAAUGCCAGUGACUUCACCAUCCAUGCAGGCAGCACUGUCAGAAACCAGACGGUAAAAACCAACAUGAACGUUCAGAUCAUGACAGUAGAGACGUUUUACAUCCACCCGCGAUACCUAGCCGAGAGACGGAUUCAUAACUAUGACAUUGCCAUGUUGAGGUUGGCCCAGUCGCUGGACUGGGAUAGUGGGUUUGUGAUGCCGGCUUGCCUUCCACAGAGCGGU
Patiria miniata (bat star) is the source of this 1049-nucleotide messenger RNA. Its product is annotated as putative serine protease 46. NCBI's taxonomy places the organism in Eukaryota, Metazoa, Echinodermata, Asteroidea, Valvatida, Asterinidae. The annotation marks the transcript as partial. Gene Ontology annotation, molecular function: serine-type endopeptidase activity. The transcript has 4 exons. Gene Ontology annotation, biological process: proteolysis. The record is from RefSeq and is a predicted model, not a curated record.